AUGGCAUGCCCAGCCCCUGAUCGAGACAAAAAACAUCCUGAAAUGGACCAACGUAAAGCCUCGAUGCUUGUUCGAAAAGUAAUAUGUCAUCGGGAACAAUUAAACGACGACACUGAUGAAGAAUACCAAGACAUGGCAGAAACCUAUCCAAUGACUAAAUCACUUCCAUCCAAUUACAUGAUCAACUGGAAUGAUACUUCUUUGUAAAAACGUUUCUCUAUUCGCUGAUUCACCUUAAUAAUAGACUCAUUCUUGCUUCUUCCUUUCAUUUUCGAAAACGAGAAAUUUCUCUCUGCAAAGCAGGUGCUGUGGAUGAGUGUCUGCCCACAGUGUCUGUGCCUUCGCAGAUGUAGGUGUGGGUGUGGCGGGUGCGGGUGGGGCGGUGGCGGGGGGGGGCGUGGUCGGGGGCGCGGGGGGGGGCGGGUGGGUGGGGGUGGCGGUGGGCGUGGCGGUGCGGGUGCGGCUGGG
Rotaria sp. Silwood2 is the source of this 468-nucleotide messenger RNA. NCBI's taxonomy places the organism in Eukaryota, Metazoa, Rotifera, Eurotatoria, Philodinida, Philodinidae. The record is from the annotation of a GenBank genome assembly.